Molecule: messenger RNA, 2510 nt
Organism: Danio rerio (zebrafish)
Lineage: Eukaryota; Metazoa; Chordata; Actinopteri; Cypriniformes; Danionidae
Source: RefSeq, a predicted model, not a curated record
GCUAUUGGUCCAAGUGAUGUGAAUGAUUGUGAUGUAGAAGCAGAAGGAGAGCAUCAUGCAGCAUCUCUGACUCGGCACUGCUUAUAUUCGGUCUUCUUUUCCUGCCUGACUCCAGUUACAGAUGCAAGGACGCAGGUAAAACAUCCCCAAGGGCAAGAGAGAUACAUAAAGAAAAGAAUGCAUGGAGAUUUGUUCAUCAUGAGAGCGAAAGGAGAAAUCUGGAGCUCACUCCGAGCAGCUCCAAUGGAGGACGCUGAAAUAUGAGCAGAUGUCAACACAAUCCCACGCUGCACGGCUCACAGGAUGGACUCAAACGGUGAUGGCAAUGACGAGUGGACGGAGGAGCAGUGGGAGAAAUGGUUGACUCAUGACAUCGGAUUGGACGAAUUUGAGGAUGAAGAUCUGUCUGAAAUCACAGAAAUCACAGAUGAAUACGCAUUCAAGGCCAGACGCAAUGACUCUGACAUCAAGGAUCACGUGCGUCAGGCACCCAGUGCUGCUUUGGGGAGGAUAGAGGCGGGUGCAGAGGGUCAGAUCCAGCCAGAGACCCAGCCUCUACAUCUGACUGAUGCUGCCGACAGGAGUCAAACACUGGCCUGCAGACACGACAGCAAAGCAUCCAUGGAUUCUGCCGUUCCUGUCAGUAUGGAGGCCUACCGUCCAAAAAGACCCACCACGCUCAACUUAUUCCCACAGGUGCCCCGGACGCAGGACACUUUAAACAACAACUCAUUUUCCAAGAAGUUCAGCUGGCAGCAGAAGAUCUCUCAGACCCUGCCGCCCCGUAAAGGAGCUGACCUGACGCCACCCUGCGAACACACGUGUCUGAGCGACGAAGAAAAGCACCAACCGAGUCGAGCUCAGAUGAAAGACUGCGGCACAUCGACAACAGACAAACCGAACAUCUGCCCGUCCAAACACACUCCAGCUCCAGCUGCAGCGGUAUAUAAACCCAGAGAAGCAGCCCACUGUGAGCGCAUACGCUACCACACAGACGUCCGGCUGGAGCCCACAGAAGAGAUCUAUCUGACGCCCAUACAGCGCUGCACUGAGCCUCCGGAGACCCAGAAAACAAAGGUGAUGGUGAGCUCUGACAGUGAAGCUCCUCCGCCGUACAGUGAGCAGGACCUGCAGCCGCCCUCAUAUUUCUCCUGCGUGGAGGCUCUGGCUGUGGACAGCAGCGGAGAUGAGGAACCCACAGUGGAUGAUCUGUGCUAUAGAGACUGUGGCGCUGGAGAAGCUCAUGCGCAUCACGAGAACCUGCCCAAAAUAAUACACACCUCAAUGAGCAACUCUGAUGCUAGCGGACUUUCCUACGACUCCGUCAAAUACACACUGGUUGUGGAUGAACAUGAUCAGCUGGAGCUGGUCAGUCUGAAAGAGUGUUACCGUGGUUACAGUGACGACAGCGAAUCGCCUACGGUUUACGAUAACUGCGUUUCUUCUCCGUAUGAGUCGGGUCUCGAUAAAGAGUAUGAGGAGGAGAAUGACGGAGAAAAACUAAGCAGGAUUAAAGCUUCAUUUGAGGACUCCACCCCUGAGGCCGACAUCCCGUUCUCUCGGAAAUUCGUCAACGUUUUUAUGAACGGCUGUUCACGAUCUUCUAGCACAGAGUCGUUUGGCUUGUUUUCCUGCUUAAUUAACGGAGAAGAGAGAGAGCAGACGCACAGAGCCGUCUACAGGUUUAUACCUCGCCAUGAUGAUGAGCUGGAGCUGGAGCUCAAUGAUCCUCUGCUGGUGGAGCUUCAGGAUGAGGAUUACUGGUAUGAGGGCUACAACAUGAGGACUGGAGCUCGCGGGAUCUUUCCUGCUUAUUACGCCACGGAGGUCUUCAGGGAGCAGGAGCUGGCUUCAGAUGAAGUGAAAAGCUCUGAAUGGGUGGAGAAAUACACAAUGAAGUUCCUCGGCUCGGUUCAGGUGAUGAAUCACAAAGGCAAUGACGUUCUGUGUGCAGCUAUGCAAAAGAUUGCGAUGAACAGGAGACUGACUGUACAUUACAAUCCUCCGUCAUCCUGCAUCCUGGAGAUCACAGUGAAGGGAUUAAAACUCACCGUACAGGACGAUUUCGACAUGAGCAGUCAAUACAGUCACUUUUUCCACUUGAAGAACGUCUCAUUCUGCGGCUACCAUCCCAGAAACAAGAAGUAUUUCGGCUUCAUUACAAAACAUCCAGCGGAUGAGAGAUUCGCCUGCCACGUCUUUGUGUCUGAAAACUCCACUAAACCCCUCGCCGAGUCUGUGCGGAAAGCGUUUCACUUGUACUAUAAGGAGUUUGUGGAGGUCUCGUGUCCAACAGAAGACAUUUACCUGGAAUGAUCUCUGCGCAGCAGCAGUGUACAUAUCAAUAACUACGCUACAUGAAUAUAUAUGAGAAACAAUAUCUGUAUAUACUAUAAUCAAAGACUAAUAUAUCUGACAACACGGACCAAACGAGAUGAAGAAGACUGUAAUUUAGAGAUUAAUGCACAAGAGAAAUGAAGACGUGUACAGUAUAAAGCUAUUUUCCUGGA